AGGCCCCCACCUCUUUCAGAAUGACGCUGGACGUGGGGCCGGAGGAUGAGUUACCGGACUGGGCAGCGGCCAAGGAGUUUUACCAAAAGUACGAUCCUAAGGACGUCAUUGGCAGAGGGGUGAGCUCUGUGGUCCGCCGUUGUGUUCACCGAGCCACUGGCAACGAGUUUGCAGUGAAGAUCAUGGAAGUGACAGCCGAGCGCCUAAGUCCCGAACAGCUGGAGGAGGUGCGAGAAGCCACUCGGCGAGAGACGCACAUCCUGCGCCAGGUCGCCGGCCACCCCCACAUCAUCACUCUCAUCGAUUCCUACGAGUCUUCUAGCUUCAUGUUCCUGGUGUUUGACCUGAUGCGGAAGGGAGAGCUGUUUGACUAUCUCACAGAGAAGGUCGCCCUCUCAGAAAAGGAAACCAGGUCCGUCAUGAGGUCUCUGCUGGAAGCAGUGAGCUUUCUUCACGCCAACAAUAUCGUGCACCGAGACCUGAAGCCUGAGAAUGUUCUCCUGGAUGACAACAUGCAGAUCCGACUUUCAGAUUUUGGGUUCUCCUGCCACUUGGAGCCUGGCGAGAAGCUGCGAGAGUUGUGUGGGACCCCGGGGUAUCUAGCACCAGAGAUCCUUAAAUGUUCCAUGGAUGAAACCCACCCAGGCUACGGCAAGGAGGUCGACCUCUGGGCUUGCGGGGUGAUCCUGUUCACACUCUUGGCUGGCUCCCCACCCUUCUGGCACCGGCGCCAGAUCCUGAUGCUGCGCAUGAUCAUGGAGGGCCAGUACCAGUUUAGUUCACCUGAGUGGGACGACCGUUCAGACACCGUCAAAGACCUGAUCUCGAGGCUGCUGCAGGUGGAUCCCGAGGCACGCCUGACGGCCGAGCAGGCCCUGCACCACCCCUUCUUCGAGCGCUGUGAAGGCAGCCGGCCCUGGAACCUCAGCCCCCGCCAGCGGUUCCGGGUGGCGGUGUGGACAGUGCUGGCUGCUGGACGAGUGGCGUUAAGCAUGCAGCGCAUACGGCCCCUGACCAAGAGUGCGCUAUUGAGGGACCCUUAUGCGCUGCGGCCAGUGCGGCGUCUCAUCGACAGCUGUGCCUUCCGGCUCUAUGGGCACUGGGUGAAGAAGGGCGAGCAGCAGAACCGGGCAGCCCUCUUCCAGCACCGACUCCCAGGGCCUCUUCCUGCCACAGGCCCCGAGGAGGAGGGGGACUCAGCUGCUAAUCCAGAGGCUGAGGCUAUGCUGGUGCUGGGCUAGGGCCUCAGCCCUGGGGAGUUCCAGGAAGAACUCUCCCGGAGGAGGAUUUUCAUCACUUAGCCCCUUUGGGCUCUGGCGGGAAGCCCCCAUGCCUGGCCAGACCUACCACUGAUCAUGCUACUAUCAUAAAGACCAACCCUGCACACCUGCUCCCACUAGCCAGGGCUGUGAGAUCAGAGCUGGGGUGGAAGGGAGCCACCUGGAAGGUCAUGCCCGGCCUCAUCAGUGCUACCUG
Molecule: messenger RNA, 1476 nt
Organism: Orycteropus afer afer
Lineage: Eukaryota; Metazoa; Chordata; Mammalia; Tubulidentata; Orycteropodidae
Gene: PHKG2
Product: phosphorylase kinase catalytic subunit gamma 2
Biological process (GO): glycogen biosynthetic process; protein phosphorylation
Cellular component (GO): phosphorylase kinase complex
Molecular function (GO): calmodulin binding; phosphorylase kinase activity; ATP binding
Source: RefSeq, a predicted model, not a curated record